AUGGUCGUCAAGGUUGACCUUGAAUGCGAGAUAUGCAACAAGAAGAUCAGAAGGGUCCUCCACAAGAUCAAAGACAAGAUGAACAUCAAUACUAUCUCCUUUGAUGAAAAGAGGAAUCUCGUGACCAUCUCUGGCCCGUUCGACGCCGAGAAGGUCCGUCGGAAGCUCUCCUGGGAGGCUGGCUGGAUCAUCAAGGGUAUAGACGUCAAAGCGCCCGAGGAGAAGAAGACCGAGGAGAAGAAGGACGGAGGCAUUGAAAAGGAGGAGCACGGAAGAAAGACGGCUGCGGCGCCCGCGGUCAACCUCCGCCCGCUGCUGGAGAAGAUGUUGGAGCGCCCCAAUGCCAGGACCCAGCCGGCCCCCUGCACCUGCUGCUGCGGCUGCAGCUGCGGCAAGCAGACCACGCAGCCGCCAGCAGCGCAGGUCGUCGUGCCCGCGCCGGCUAGCUCCGUCUCCGGCCAUGGCUAA
Molecule: messenger RNA, 468 nt
Organism: Miscanthus lutarioriparius
Lineage: Eukaryota; Viridiplantae; Streptophyta; Magnoliopsida; Poales; Poaceae
Source: the annotation of a GenBank genome assembly